Messenger RNA from Symbiodinium necroappetens, 783 nucleotides. The record is from the annotation of a GenBank genome assembly. NCBI's taxonomy places the organism in Eukaryota, Dinophyceae, Suessiales, Symbiodiniaceae.
AUGUCGAAAGUCUCGGUCUGCGACCUUGUUGGACGCUCCCUGCAGCUGGAGCUUCCAGGAACAGAGACCGGGAAAGGCAUCAAAGAUGCCGUGGCCAAGGUCUGGGAACUGGAUCCCGUCAGCUUUCGCCUGCUUUGCAAGGGCGAGCGGAUGGAGGAAGAGAGAACCCUGGAGAGCUUCCUUGGUGAAGAGGAUACACUGGAGCUGCAGCUUCUGAAGUUCGACCCUCUCCUGGACCUUGGCAUCUUUGAGAAGAGCAUGCACAAGGGCAUCGAUCUUAAAGGUCCCCGCUCGAGCCUCAAGAAGACCAUGGGGGUCCCGGACUCCAACAACGUCUUCCUGCGCCACAAGAUCCUGGAGCCCUGCUUCUAUGAGUUCGAGGUGAUCCGGAGCCGAGAUGAGAUGUCCUUCGGCGUGACUUACGACCGGGAGUCCAUGGAAAAGGUCUCGGGCUACUCGAACAUCAAUGCCAAGACCACCUGGAUCUUCUCGAAGAAGGCGGCCAUGCCUGUCUUCUUCUUCGGCGGAGAAAAACUGAGUAUUUCCAGCGGGGGCCGCGAGGGCCACCCUGGUGUCCAGGAGGGCGACCUUGUGGCGGUCUACUGCGAUCCGGAGAGUCGCCUUUGCGAGUUCUACUGCAACAGCAAGUUUCUGGCAUCCACCGAGUCUCUGGAAUCUCCCCUGCCGGAGUUCCAGGGAAGUCCCCUCUUCAUGUACUGCAUGGUGGACCAAAUUGAGGAUGAGGUCAAAAUCAAGAGAUUUGGCCCUGGCAGGCCUUACUAG